AUGAAGUACAGUGGUGGUUCAGCACUUGCUGUAGAAGGAAAGUAUCCAGCUGUCACCUCGGCUCUCGUCGUAGCUGUUGUCAUCUCCAGCGCUGGAGUGGCACUCGCACAUGAAGGUCAUGCUCACGCCCCUGCACCAGGUCCUGCACCGGCAUCAGGAGCAGAUGGGCUCCUCCCCGGAUCCAUUGUCGCCAGCUUCUUCGUGGCCGUCACCGGGUUUUUGGCAGCUCGAUUCAUGUAA
Molecule: messenger RNA, 240 nt
Organism: Marchantia polymorpha subsp. ruderalis
Lineage: Eukaryota; Viridiplantae; Streptophyta; Marchantiopsida; Marchantiales; Marchantiaceae
Source: the annotation of a GenBank genome assembly